ACAGGUUUGAUAAGUAACAAAGUUUUGUGUCAUCCAUUUGUACAUGGGUUUGUGUAAGACUACAUCUCACUAUCUGGUAUUGAAAUACACCAAAUCUUGGAAAUUUCAAACAAUAAGUUCUAUUUAUUUAUGUAUUUAUUAUACAUUUAUUUAUUUUACCUGUUUUUUGUUUGUUUGUUUAUUUAUUUAUUUAUUUUAUUUUUUGUCUUCUAUAGCUAACUGCCACUCUACUUCCUGUACUAUUAUUGGUGACUCCUGGCCAGUUGGCGGUCAGUGUCUCACACACGCACAUCCCCCCUCUACUUUACAACGUCUCCUACAGGGUAGAGUCACUCGGAGUGAAGACUGAGGCUGAAAGGAAAAAACCACACAGCCAUGACAGGCAGCAUUAAGGGAAUAGAGAGGUUCGAGAGCCCAGGGAAAGGCCGAGGUCUGCGCGUCACUAAGGCCUUCAAAGUUGGAGAGCUUCUCUUCUCCUGCCCUGCAUUCUCUCAUGUGUUAUCAGUGAAGGAGAGAGGCUAUUACUGUGAGUUUUGCUUCACCAGGAAGGAAGGACUGGCAAAAUGUGGAAAAUGCAAGAAAGCGUUUUACUGCAAUGUAAAAUGUCAGAAAGCGGAUUGGGCAAUGCACAAGCUGGAGUGUUCAGCAAUUACUGCAUUUGGAGAGAAAUGGUGUCCAUCAGAGAUGACGCGCCUUGUGGCCCGGAUCCUUGCCAAGACGAAAUCACAAAAAGAAAGAUGUGUGUCUGAGAAGAUCCUGCUCAUAGGAGAGAUGCAGUCACACGUGGAGGAUGUGGACAACGAAAACAGAGAGAUGAACGAGGGGAACAUUGCUGAGCUGCAUCAGUUUUACUCCAAGCACCUGGACUUUCCAGACCACAAGGACCUGCUCACACUGUUCUCCCAGGUGGCUUGUAAUGGUUUCACUAUAGAGGAUGAUGAACUGUCCCACUUAGGCACAGCAGUCUACCCAGACGUGGCCCUCAUAAACCACAGCUGUCUUCCCAGCGUCAUCGUCACCUACAAGGGGACGUCAGCUGAGAUAAGGGCAGUCCAGAACAUGAAGCCUGGAGAUGAAGUGCUCAUCAGCUACAUCGACCUCCUUUACCCAACAGAUGAUCGCAACAACAGGCUGAGGGAGUCCUAUUACUUCAGCUGUGAUUGUCAGGAAUGUAAAACCAAGUCCAAAGAUAAGAAAAAGUUGAAGCUGCGAAAGAGGAGUGACCCCAUUGAGCCGGAGGUCGUCAACAACAUGGUUCGCUACGCCAGGAAGAGCAUCAGAGAAUUCAGGGCCUGCAAGAACAUUAAAACCCCUGGUGAGCUGCUGGAGAUGUGUGAACAUAGCAUGGAGGAGAUGGGAUCUGUCUUCGACGACUCCAAUGUCUACAUGCUCCACAUGGUCUACCAAGCCAUGGGGGUUUGUCUCUACAUGGAGGACGUAGAAGGAGCCAUCAGAUACGGGGAGAAGAUCCUCAAACCGUACUUCCAGCUGUAUCCUCCGUUCUCCCUGAACGUCUCGUCCAUCUAUCUGAAGAUGGGUCGCUUGUACAUGGUGAUGGACAGGAACUCAGUGGGUGUCGGUCUCCUCAAGAAGGCGUUGGCCAUCAUGGAGGUCACUCACGGGAAAGAUCACUUAUAUCUGGCAGAGCUGCGUAAGGAAAUAGCACAAAAGUGAAGAGGACAGUAAAGAGGCCGACCUCUGGUGGAUUCCUGUGGACUACAGACGCUCCUCUGUUCAGGAGCUCUUCACAGCUGAAGGCACUUUCUGUGGAAUGUGUCACUGUAACAAAGAUACAUUUGUUUCUAUGGAAGGUUUUUUUUUUCUUAUGCAUUUUUUUGAGAACUUUGCAGAUAUUUUGUACACGGCCUACAUUUGUACAUUAUAAAGUUGUUACGGGGUUAAUGACUCAUGACCCCAAUGCUUUCACCUGAACUCAGGAAUUUACUACAGUUGAUGGGGGUUUGACGUCAACGCAACAAAUGUCUCAGUCAGGUGGUCAGACAGCUGCUUCACCACAAGGAGACAGUGAAGGAUUUGAUUUCAUUUCCAUGUCAAUAAAGUCCAUCGUGGUGUUUGGUGAAUUGGAGCCAAGCAGAUAAAAUUGACUUGACUAUUAAAUGUGUUCCUUGGUGACUCUUUUCAAUCCCCUGCGGUCAGAAAUGACAUCAUAGUUAGUUGAAGUAUGUGGUUUGAAUCCAUCAUCGUUUAUACUUCAGUUCAUAAUCACCACAAAAAAGAGAGAAAGUGUUAGUGAGCAAAGGACUGUCAUGGUUUGUGAAUGAAAAGUAAAAUAACCGUCAACUAAAAUGCACCAAGGUGAUGGUGAAGCGUUAACUUGACUGGGCCGAGGAAAAACAACCAAACUGUUGGCCACAGUCUUAAAGAAAAUAAGGCUUUAUUGCAUAAUAGCCAAGUAUGACAGUUUCAUACAAGUCUGGGGAGAAAAAAAAGAGAUGCACUGAAAACACAUAUACAAAACAUAUGUACACAUACUCAGUAACAUAUUUAGAAGUUUGGCCAAAAACAGGGGAAGACAAACGGGGAUUAGGAUUAAAUAUUAAAGUGUGGAAUGCCUUGUGGAAAAAAAAAAAUACUGUCACGAAAACAACCGAAGUGCAACAAAA
Molecule: messenger RNA, 2624 nt
Organism: Cynoglossus semilaevis (tongue sole)
Lineage: Eukaryota; Metazoa; Chordata; Actinopteri; Pleuronectiformes; Cynoglossidae
Gene: smyd2b
Product: SET and MYND domain containing 2b
Exons: 12
Coding region: 376-1674 (432 amino acids)
Cellular component (GO): nucleus
Molecular function (GO): protein binding
Source: RefSeq, a predicted model, not a curated record